This is a messenger RNA of Leptosomus discolor (cuckoo roller), 1394 nucleotides long. The record is from RefSeq and is a predicted model, not a curated record. Lineage: Eukaryota; Metazoa; Chordata; Aves; Leptosomiformes; Leptosomidae.
GAUUUUUUCUGUGAGUUUAGUGAGCAAUCGCCAUGUGUUCUUUCAAGAUCCCUGUUGCAGACCACUUUUCUGGUAGAUAACAAGAAGGUGUUUGGCACUCACCUCAUGCAAGACAUGGUGAAAGAUGCUUUAAGGUCUUUUGUCAGUCCUCCAGUACUUUCUCCAAAGUGUUGUCUCUAUAAUAAUCACCAGGCGAAGGACUACAUUGAUUCCUUUGUGACACAUUGUGUUAGGCCAUUCUGUAGUCUGAUUCAAAUCCAUGGACACAAUAGAGCUCGUCAGAGAGAUAAACUGGGUCACAUUCUUGAGGAAUUUGCCACCCUCCAGGAUGAGGCAGAGAAAGUAGAUGCAGCACUUCAUAGUAUGUUACUGAAGCAGGAACCACAAAGGCAACAUUUGGCUUGCUUGGGCACCUGGGUCCUAUAUCAUAACCUUCGUAUUAUGAUACAAUAUCUUCUGAGUGGCUUUGAGUUGGAGCUUUACAGUAUGCAUGAAUAUUACUACAUAUAUUGGUAUCUAUCGGAGUUCCUCUAUGCCUGGUUGAUGUCAACACUGAGUCGCGCUGACAGCUCUCAAAUGGCGGAGGAGAGAAUAAUGGAGGAGCAACAGAAAGGCCGUAGUAGUAAGAAAACAAAGAAAAAGAAAAAAGUUCGCCCUCUCAGCAGAGAGAUCACCAUGAGUCAAGCAUACCAAAAUAUGUGUGCUGGGAUGUACAAGACAAUGAUUGCAUUUGACAUGGAUGGCAAAGUAAGAAAACCUAAGUUUGAACUGGAUAGUGAACAAGUUCGGUAUGAGCACAGGUUUGCUCCAUUCAACAGUGUUAUCACACCACCACCAGUGCACUACUUGCAGUUUAAAGAGAUGUCUGAUUUAAAUAAGUACAGCCCACCUCCUCAGUCAUCAGAUCUCCACAUGGCUGCUAGCAAACACUUCCAGCAAGCUAAAAUGAUUCUUGAGAAUAUUCCUAAUCCGGACUAUGAGGUCAAUCGAAUUCUAAAAGUUGCUAAACCAAAUAUUGUGGUCAUGAAGCUGCUGGCAGGAGGCCACAAAAAAGACUCCAAGGUUCCUCCAGAAUUUGACUUCUCACCCCAUAAAUACUUCCCAGUUGUGAAGCUUGUUUGAAAGACGAGAUUGUUAGGAUACCUGAAGCAUAAUCCGCGUAUCAGAUACCAGCUGUAGGAUGAAAUACCUAGUGCUGUACCCAGACUGAGAGGGAUCUCCAGGAUAAAAGUACUGUUAUGUGGAAUAUCUAGUCUGCUGCCUUUAUGUGAUCUGAAUGACGACUGCUGUUUUAAAGUGGUUUGUGUGAAGUCUUACAGGUGAAGCUGAUUUUAACUAACUGUAUUGCUGAAGAAUGUUGUACCUUAAUUGAUUACAGACUUAAUCAUAAAUCA